AUGAGAAAGAAGAGAACGACACCAUCGAUUGACACACACGUGAAAACCAAAGACGACGACGACGUGAAUUCAUUCUUUCCACCAAAAGAAAAUAUAACGAACAUAGUAUCCAACGAAGACAUUUGGAGUGCAAGAGACGCGAUUGACGUUGUUGGUGAGAGAGUUAAACCCGCGGAGUGGAGUAUUACUCAACUGAGACAGUAUUGCACGAACUAUAAGAAUGCAAAUAGUAAGCCAGAGAACCACUUCUUGUGGAUCGAUAUUGAAUCGCCAUCAAAAGAAGUGAUGAUAGCGAUUGGGAUGUUAUUUGAACUCCACUGUCUCUCUGUUGAACGAUGGCUUGACGAAGAUCAACGUGAAGCUGUUCUGAUAUAUCCGUACUACUACGAAAUUCUGACAAAGAACAUUGAAUACCACCCCUUCACUGACAUCCUUAGAAUAAAGAACACGCGAAUCACAAUCAAGAAACGAGUCAUCAUAACUUUCCACCAACGGAACGACAACGUCUUCGAUAUGGUCAAAAAGACUUUUGCGACAAACAGAAGCAUAUCGCCCGAAAUCAUUUUGUUCCAAAUCCUCCACCAGAGCAUCAUGCAGUUUGCGGAGUGGGUCAAAAUCAUAUCCGAUGAAAUAGAGGUGCAACAAACGAUGCAACUGCACGUCUUGAAGAAUGAACAACUCGGCUUCAUAGCUCGGAACAAAGUGUUGGAAGACAAAAUAGAAACGUUACUCAGCUGUUUGAUUGCAAAGAAGACAAUGCUCAGAUUUUUAAUACGAUCAAGCAAAAAGAAGGCUUUCAGAACAAUCAAAGACACCUUUGAGGUGAUGCUCAGAGAUGCAUAUUAUGACUUUGCGAGUGUGUAUCAACGCUUGAAAAGGGUGAAAGAAUUGAAUGACUUCUGUUUCAAUAUAUACAACGUGAGACUUACAAUAGCGUCGACUUUUACAGAACGAGAGACAAGUAAAUACAUCCAAGUGUUCAACUUCAUCUCACUCAUAUUCUUUCCAAUCACACUUGUUGUGAACUCCUUUGGGUGCAAUAUUAGAGUCCCGUGGCAGAGCGACUUGGUCAAUGAACAAGAACCCCGCACGUUCUUUUACAUCAUGCUCGGGUGCCUUGGGUUGUUGAUAUUACAACAAAUAGUAUUUAAGAAGUUGAAGUGGUAUUGA
Molecule: messenger RNA, 1170 nt
Organism: Entamoeba invadens IP1
Lineage: Eukaryota; Evosea; Mastigamoebida; Endamoebidae
Product: magnesium and cobalt transport protein, putative
Exons: 2
Coding region: 1-1170 (389 amino acids)
Biological process (GO): magnesium ion transmembrane transport; intracellular magnesium ion homeostasis
Cellular component (GO): membrane
Molecular function (GO): magnesium ion transmembrane transporter activity
Source: RefSeq, a predicted model, not a curated record